Molecule: messenger RNA, 6412 nt
Organism: Durusdinium trenchii
Lineage: Eukaryota; Dinophyceae; Suessiales; Symbiodiniaceae
Source: the annotation of a GenBank genome assembly
AGCGACGGUCCAUAGCAGGAAUUGACCCAUGCCAUGCUUCGAAGCCAAGGGUGACCAGUUCUGACCCUUUGCCGAACUGGGCGGGGGUAAUGGCAUGUGAUGAGCGUGGUUCGAGCAUGGCGUGCUUCUUCCAUGGUUGGCCUUGCACUGAGCCUGGUCGCUCAAGGUUCCACUGACUCAAAUCACCUCUUCCUCUGGAAGGAGGGUGAGGAAAGGUACGAGACCCUGGUGGCCGUCAUUGGACAUCAUGGCAGUUGUCAGCCCAUGUGUUCAGAGAAGCGAACGGUGGUGGUUCCACCCAACGUCUUUUACAAGGUCAAAGUUGAAGUUGCACAAGUCGACAUGCACUCAAAGGAUGAGCAAGUUGAAGUGAAGGUUGGGGGCCAACAAGUACUCUGCAGCCCCAAAGUUGCAUCUGACUACAACUGCUCUUUGGUUGAGUGCUCGCAAUUGAACUUUGGCCGCGUGGUGAACUCCGAGCUUCGCAUUGAGGUGGAAGCCCGGAAAACACGUGAUACCUGCAAAUGCAGUGUGGAUCCGAAGGGAGAUGUCGAUUGCUACAGCCAGCUUCUCUCCGGCUUGGAUCCAACGUACGGUGCCCUGGUGCGCGUGAUCUUUGAACCACAGGUCCGAGCCGAAUGGCGCACUGGAAGCUGGUCGACCUGCAACCAAUUCGACUGCGCCGGGCCGCCCACCCGCGUGGCCACCCGCACCGUGCAAUGCCGGAUCUUCGAUCCGGACGACGUGGGCGAUGGGGGAUCCCGCUGUACGGCUCCUGCACCCGAAGCUUCCAGAGCUUGCACAGAGGCCCCUGAGUGUGUACCUCCACCGCGAUGCCACGGUUGCUUCUCCGUGGCACACCUGGGGGAUGUGGGCCUGAAUUGGAGUGCGAUUGUGAUGCAGGCUGGGUCUCAAGUGGUGGUGGCGGGACACGGGCAGCCGCUGCAAUUCGAGCUUCUUUCUGGCCUGGCCCACGUCAGCUGCAGCGCCGCCUUCUUCACGUUGCCCCAAGACCUCGCGGCCGCCACCGCCUGCGUUUCUUUGGAGAUUUGUGGUCAAAGAGGGCAUUAUCUGAGCCGUCCUGGUCCUGGCACUGAGUUUCAUGCGUUCGAUGACCUCAUCCUGUCGGAACGUGAUAGCAGUAGUGCCCAGUUCCGCAUGCAAGCCACCUUUCAUCUACGCCGAGUGGCCACGGCAGGGUAUGUCUUGGCUGAUCCCUACACCGGGCAAACGAGUCCCUCCUUCGUUUUGGCGCCCCAGUUGCCCAGCUACGUCGGGAGCCCGGUGAUGGGACCCGCCAACGAGACCUGCUCCUUGGGGUCUCCCAGCUCUUUGAUGCCUCCCACCGAGCUGUGCCACGCGUCGGAGCGACACAUGACCUGCCCUGAUCUCACGGACGGGGUCUUCGGGCGUUGCUGCGCGCCCGAUGACUGCCCUGCGGGUGCCACCGCACCGGACUGCGAGGAGAAGCCAGGACUGGCACUUCUCACGCAAGGGCGAUGUGAAGAUGUACACUGCUCACCCAUUGAGGAGCGUGAUGAGUGUUUAAAGGCAGCAGCUGCACUGGGUUUCUCGCAGGACGUGACGCUGCAACUGCGCCUGUCGCGCCGUUUGCCGAGCUUUUGCUCCUGGGAGUUUACGACGGCUGACAAUGGCUCUCCAGCUCUUUGGCUGAACAAAUUCAUCACCAGCGGCGAGGCCAGUGCCGCCAACCCGCAACUCUGCCGCUGUGGCCAAGCACGGCCCUUGCGAAGAUACCAAUGGCAUGUGGGCGAGUGGAGUCUUUGCAGCCGCUCCUGCGGUAAGCAAAAGCGAUACAGGCAGGUCAGCUGCCAUGAGCUUGUGGGCAUUGCCACGACCGAUCCAGAUGAUCUAGGAGAAGGUUUUGAAGUGGUGCCAUCCAUCAAAUGCCGCGAGGCCGAACUGGAGGAGCCUUCUGCAUCCGAGCAUUGCUCAACACCUGAAUGCUGGACGGCGGAGCAGUACACGCGCUGUGCUGGCAAGGACAGGUUCUUGGAGGCUUCCGAACUCGAGGGCAGUGGUGCUUCACUGGUCACGAAUGGCAAUGGCACGGGGCCGGCCCACUGUGUGACCAUGAAUGCUUCCUCCGUGGCUGCUGAGAGUUCUGCCGUACCAUCUACGCCGUCGCCGCUGUCGGACCUCGCCGCCGCGGCGGAGCUCUGUCGGAGGAUCUGCGGCCAGCUGGGCGGCUGUGUCGGCUUUACCUUCUUCGAUCAUGUUUUUGGUGAUCCCAAUGUGGUUCAGUGCUGCUUCCUGCGACUCGCAACGCGCUGGCAGCCGAAUUUUCGCCGGGCAACCUGUCAUUUGGCCAGGGGUGCGCAGACCAGAAGCGGAUGCUUUUGCCAGGUGGGUUGGGAAAUCGCGGACGGCGGUGGCUCCAUGUUCUGUGGCGCUCAACGUCGGGGAUGCUGCACCACACCCGACAAUGGCGCGCGAUCAUGGUGUCCCACCACAUCACCAAGCUGUGGCACUCAGCUUCGGAAUCAACAGCAUUCCGACUUUUGCGACCCCACCGGUGUAGCAGCAGUUUCAGAGUACACCUGUCGCACUCACCCUGGCAUCAAAGGGCGUCAGUGUGCUUCUGCUCGAGGCAUCUCAGAGUGCAACCAGAUUGCCACGGUGCUGGGUUUGCCGGACACAACUCCACAACUGACGUUGGCUAUGGACAUGCCUUCAGGCUGUGUAUGGCAGAGGGCUACAUCCCAGUUGUGGCUGAACCAAUUGGUGGACGCUGUGAAUGGAUCUGAUAGUCAGAAGGUCAAUAUGAUUGCAUCUGAAGACAUGUCUGAGCUUUGCUCUUGUCCUCGAGCCGAAGAGUUCUACUGGGAGGUGGAAGAGUGGAGACCAUGCUAUCGCAUCACGAGCGCGAAUUGCCAAGGGGCCAAGCAGCGCACGCGGGCCGUCUACUGCGUCCGAGCCGAUGCUGGCACAGGGGAACGGCCUCAGGUGGUGCAAGACUCUCUCUGUAGUGAGCGACGGCCGGACACCGUGGAAGCUUGCAGUGAUUGCGAUCGACAGGUGAUUGCUGCCGUGGCCGAGUUCAACAUGCCUGCCCCAGUACCCUCCCUGGAGGAAAGCCAAUUUGCGAAGUGGUGCCAGAGCAACCUGGCGAUUGCGGCCAACUUGGAAGAUGCAGGUCGCAUCAGUGUGGGUCACCUCGAUUGCUGCGAACGUGCCACCCUGCGUGUUGAAAUCCGACUGUCCGAUGGACCACCAGGCGCGCAGCGGGCGGCCGACGCCGCGGACGAGCUGAUCCAGCUCUCGCGCUCCGCGGCCGACCGUGCCGAGGUGAACUGGAUCGAUGAUUUUGAGUCAUUCAUACAGUUCUUCUCGUUUCAGAUCUUGGGCAGCUACUCCUGGGACAGUGACUCCUGGAGUCACUGUAGUGAAGUAUGUGGAGGGGGAUCGCAGACACGUGAAGUAUGGUGCUCGUGGACCAACUACGAGACGGAGUUGACAGCGGUCGCAGAUUUGCACUGCGAUGCCGCCUCGCGCCCGGAAGAUCAGCGCUCUUGUGCUAGCCGACCAUGCAAGAGCUGCGAUGCUUUCGAAGCUGGUCCUCAGUAUGUGGUAUCUGGUGGUGACCAAGAGAUGUCACGGCACGAAGACACGGUGUACGUGACCUGUGCCGCGGGCUACGGUACCGUGGACGACAUUCGCCUCGUGGAGUCGGAGUGCCAGGAUGGAGAGUGGACUCCAUUGGCCGUCUCCUGCGGACGAAGCUGUCCUGAGUUUGUUGCGGCUUCGUGGAAGUAUGAAGUCCAUGGCUCUGGUGAUCAGCAUGGCUCCACGCGACAAGUGACAUGUAAACGCAGUGAGACGAGCCCCAAUUCCGUCGAAGCUCCGGUGUCGGCCUCUGUCAUUUGCCAGGAUGGAGCCUGGACCAGCCCAUCCUUGGUUUGCACCGGCGAUUGCCUCACUCCAGAGCUGAGCAGCGCCUAUGCGGUGACUCAGUUUAAUGGCACCAGUGGUGAAAACAUCGUGCAGCGUGGCUCCGUGUGGCAUAUCAGCUGCGCACCAGGCUUUGCGGCUCCUGGAGAUCAAGCAUCGGUGAAACUGGAGUGCGAAAGGGGAAGUUGGAGUGGCCUUGAAAACAUCCCCGACUGCAAGGCGGACUGCCCACGCUACAAGCUGUCUGAGGGCUAUGAAAUUGUGGGUGAUGAAGACGCACAGAACGUGGUGAGCUUCACCCAGUCCAAGGUGGAUGGCAUUGCGGAUCGCAGUCUUCUCAACAUCACAGGUGUGAACCAUGGCAUCUCGAUUGGCAUUCGAUGCGUCGACGGCUAUGGACGCGUGCCGGGCGCCGUCGAACGGGUGGAGUGCAAUGACGGACAAUGGAGUUCGCUGUCGUUGUUUUGCGCCAAAGACUGUCGACCCUUCAACACGAGCAGCUUUGAGUUCUCCCGCUUUCGGGUGAUCAUGGACAUGUCGCGCUCGGGCGAUCCGAGCAGCGAAGGGAGCUCGACGACGCCCGAUUCCCCGCACGGAAGCAAAAUCAUUAUUGGCUGCAAGCUGGAUGCAGGAAGCGACAAGGAGAAGAAACGUGGAGAAGUGACCUGCGACAACGGCCGCUGGAUCUUCUCGGAACUCCGCUGCUUCCGCGACUGCGCGGCCUACGUGCCAGGGCGCCAGUACUCCGCUUUGAUCCCCGGAGCCUUGGCCUCCCAACGGAAUCGCAGCGUGCCACACGGAACGCAGCUCUUGGCCACGUGCGCGCAAGGCUUCUCUGCCUUACCGACAAUAGGCCCGAACGGAGGCUCGUCGGGCUCGAGUCGCCGCAUCACUCCAAGCGAUUUGAUCGCUGAGUCGGAGUGUGUGGAUGGAACGUGGACAAACAUCACCCUGCAAUGCUUCGAAGAUUGUCCAUCAUGGCCAAUGCGCCAACACAUGGUUCGAGACAGUGGUGGUGGCUUGCGAGUUGGUUCCUUGCUGCGCUUGGCCUGUGGCGAAAAGCCCGACAUUUCCAUCCGCUGUGGCAUCCGAGGAAUCUGGGAGCUAUACACCGAAGGGAAAGUGGGGCCGAGGCUGACGGCUGAGGCAUUCUCCAAGAUGUGCCCCAGCAGCUUUGCCAAUACACGCGAAGCGGUGAUGAACAUGACCUUCUGGGCCAAGCUGUCGGAUGACGAGCGAGCCAUGUUCAUGAUCUUGGCCCUGGGAUGCUUUGGAUCGUUGUGUGGUUUGGCGUGCACCUACUUCCUCUCACCCUAUGUGCCGGACGAGCCCGACGGCGAGGGCGAGGGGGAAGCCGAUGCGGAGAGCGCGGAAGGAGAGGUCGAGGACCCCAGCCAUCCGGGCUUGCGACGCUUCAAUUUGCUCACGGGUGAAGUGGAGAGGUCGACAUCCCGAUCCACUAGAGGCAGAGGGAAGCGCAGUUUGGCCAAUGGUUUGGCUAGGAUUGUGCGAACGAAUGCCAGCCGCCUGGCAGGUUACUUGCAGGAUGCAAGUCCUCAACCGACCGGUUGUGCGAAUUGCGACAAAGCGGCUACACAUGUUUGCUUUCCCUGCAGUCACCUUUGCUUGUGUGUGACCUGUGCGGAUGAUCUCCUUCGGAGCACUGGACGAGCGUUCCAAGAGCUGGGGCCAGCGAGAGAGGUGCGAGAAGAGCGGAUUGAUUCACAUCGAGGAUCGCUUAGCAUGGAUGAACAGCCCUGUUGCCCCCUCUGUGGCCAGUUUGUUUUUUGCGUGAUUGACGCAAAGCCAGCGAAAGUCUUUGACGUUCCUGGCCCUCUGGAUAUGGCCGUCACAGCGGCCUCUGCAGCUGCUCACUCCUUACGGCGGACAGCGGUGUCCGCAGCACAAGGUGCCGCCUCAGUGGCAUCGCGCCACGUGGGCGUCUCUCCCACCAUGGUGGGGCGCUCGAGGGAGUCGGAUUUCACCGUGUCGACGGGAUCUUGAGGUGUUCGAGAGCCGCCCAUCUCGGCUCUCGGAGUGGCCGAAGGUUGGUGGCUGCCCGAACAGAAACAAACAUCAGGGCGUUUUCAGGAGUUUGGAUUUUGAAUCUGAGCUUUAAUAAAUGAAAGACCAGCUGACACGUGGCACUAUGUUUAGCCAUUGCUUUGGUGAAAGUUUAAACCAGGCGGCCACUCAGAUUCAGCUCAUAUUGCCAUGUGGAAAUAGACAUGCGCAUUCUGAGUGCUUGUGUAGAAUCAGCAAUGUAUUAAAUUUUCAAAGAAUUAGUUCUGUCAGGGUGCUAAUGUGUUUGCUGUGUCGCCACCUAAAGGGUUGAGUGACAAAGCAAGUUUAUGUCAGCCAGUCUGUUGACUUAAUGAAUCACACCAUUCAUCGCCUACAUUUCCCGCAAAGAACAGUUGCGGGUUGAUGGCUGGAACGAUGAGACGAUUCAUUUGGGGUCCAGUUGCGUCGUUGGUCCUUUGCCUUGUUAUGUUCGAGA